This is a messenger RNA of Branchiostoma floridae (Florida lancelet), 2005 nucleotides long. RefSeq names its product islet cell autoantigen 1-like. The transcript has 12 exons. Bases 191 to 1807 code for a protein of 538 amino acids. NCBI's taxonomy places the organism in Eukaryota, Metazoa, Chordata, Leptocardii, Amphioxiformes, Branchiostomatidae. Gene Ontology annotation, cellular component: Golgi apparatus. Gene Ontology annotation, biological process: regulation of transport. The record is from RefSeq and is a predicted model, not a curated record. Gene Ontology annotation, molecular function: protein domain specific binding.
CGGUGAGUCGUACGACCGUUUUGUUCCACAAGAGAACACAUCAGGAGUCAGUAAGAUCCAGAAGGAAUACUGGCAGACCAAACAGAAACUCAUCAAGAAGUUUGGGAAGAAGGAAGACGAGUUUGUUGUGGCAGGAGACGCUGACGUUGACUCUAAAUUAGAGGUGUUUCGGUCCAUCCAGAAGUCAUGUAUGGACUUGUUAAGAGUUAUUGAGAAAUACCAGGACAACUUGUGUGCCCUGUCGCAGGCAGAGAAUGAGCUGGGUCGGUUCCUGAAGUCCCAGAGUCAGAUCGACAAGACUCGAGCCGGCAAGAUGAUGGCUGCUGUCGGCAAGGCUGAGAGCUUCUCUAGUCAACAGAGGCUGGCGCUGAGGGUGCCCCUGGUGCGCCUGUAUCAGGAGGUAGAAACGUUCCGGUACCGCGCCAUCUCGGACUGCCUCAUGACGAUAAACCGGAUGGAGACGUCGCGUACGGAGUACCGGGGAUCGCUGCUGUGGAUGAAGGACGUGUCGGAGCAGCUCGACCCCGACACAUACAAGCAGCUGGAGAAGUUCAGAAAGGUGCAGACGCAGGUGCGCAGUACCCGGGGGAAGUUUGAGAAGCUGAAGAAUGACGUGUGCCAAAAGGUGGACCUUCUGGGAGCCAGCCGAUGUAACAUGUUCUCCCACACCCUGGCCACUUACCAGAACACCCUCCUGCACUACUGGGAGAAAACCGCUAGGACGCUCAGCGCAGUGCAUGAGAGCUUCAAGGGGUACCAGCACUACGAGUUCACCAUGCUUAAGCAACUUGAAGGUCCAGUACAGAAGCUAAUAGAGCAGACAACAGGAGAGAGGAAGGAGGGAGAGGUGGAGAAGGGAGAGGAGGCAGAGGAGGAGGGGCCAAACAGUCUUGACCUCCUACAACUUGAAGAUGAUGAGUUAGAGGACAAAGGUCACACAGAGGACAAGGACAAGUGUGAUCGCUGUCAGGACGACAGAAAGACAGAAGAAAAGAGCAGCAGAACGGAGGAGGAAGACCAGGAAGACAACAUAGAUGAAACCACAAGACUAAUAUCGUUCGGUGAGGAAAGGAAAGCGGACGGUGCGGGCGGGACGGAUAACGGUGUGGACGCCACGGCGAACGGAGACGACGACGACCUACUGAACAUGAUCGAUGAGCUGACAGUCGGAGAGGACGAAGAGUUCACAAACUUCGCCGACUCUCGUCUGGACCUGCAGAAACAACGACAGGAACAUGGUGCUGGGAAAGAUCUUCUGUCUGACGAACCUGCCAACAAUGACCUUGACCUUGACAAGGAUGACAUGACCUUGCUCAAUGAGAUCCUGAAUGCCCCCUCAACAGGGGAGGAUGAGUUUGCGCAGUCGUGGCAGGCGGUGUACGGUAACCAGCCUCCCCCCAUGCAGAUCCCCGCCGUGACUGGUGAGGGGGAGGGCAGCAUGCGACAGUUCCUCCCCUCACAGCUGCUGGAGAUGCAGGCCGCCAUGAGCCUCGGAGGCCUACCACAAGGACCCGGCGGUCCCCAGGGCAUGGCUCCGAUGCAGGGCAUGCCUGGUCAGCCUCCCAUGAUGCCUACUGCCAUGCCUGGUGCAGCAGCUCCCCCUGGAGGCCAGCAGCAGCACAACAUGCCAGGACAGCAGCAACCACAGCAGCAGCAGCCGCAGCAGGAACAGAAAGCCAAACCAGGAAAAGGUGCCGGCAAGGACAUGUCCGCCUGGUUCAACCUGUUUGCGGACCUGGACCCGCUCGCCAACCCGGAUGCCAUCGGAAGGAAAGAAGGAGAGAACCAGGAAGAGAGGAAUUGCUGAGGCCCCCGAGGCUGGCCCUUGCAGCCACAGUGUGUGCCUGUUUGGUAGCAAAGUAGGCAGAAGAUAAAAGAUAUUAAUUUAAAUAAAAAUUGAAUCCAGAUACUCAUGCCAACUGACAGCAGUGUUGCAAGACAAGCUUCUUUUAGGAAUCCAGAUUAAACAAAAACAACUGCAUGCCUUAUAAGGGUAUAACACUGA